Molecule: messenger RNA, 1769 nt
Organism: Carya illinoinensis
Lineage: Eukaryota; Viridiplantae; Streptophyta; Magnoliopsida; Fagales; Juglandaceae
Exons: 4
Coding region: 350-1384 (344 amino acids)
Biological process (GO): response to red or far red light; negative gravitropism
Source: RefSeq, a predicted model, not a curated record
AAGCCCCACUGCAUUUCCCUCAGAUUUUUGUUGUUUUUCCUCUUUUAUUUCACAAGAGCGCCUGCAAGAUCAAGACGAACGCAACCCCCACCUCCAAAUCAUCAUCUCCUGGCGUCAAACCCCAACACUACCCAAUCCCCAUCUCGGCCUUUCCUCUAAUCGCAAGGUGUCCUUUUCUUUCUGUCACAGAAAGCUUUUACUUCUCAGGAAAUCCAUCCACAAGCUCUGUAUUUUAGGGUUAUGCGAGUGGCGUUGUUUGUGCCCAUGUGAUCACUUUGCUUUUUGUUGGAUUCACUUGGUAAAAUGGAUUUAACGUCUUGAUCUGGGUUUGCUUGCUUCCAUUUGGGGGAUGGCAGCAGAGAAUGAUGUUGACUUGUCAACUUUGAAGUUUCAGCUAAGCCAAACACAUGAACUUUGGAAGCAGGAGAUGGAACAAAGCCAGUCCCGAGUGGAUAUCUUGCAAGCAAAACUAAUGGAGGUGAAGGCUUGUUUACAGGGGUCUGAGGAAGAUACAAAGCAGGAGUUGGAGGUUCUUUGGCGAAGAGUUAAAACUACGGCAACAUUGUUAACCUAUUUGAAAUCGAAGGCUCGAAUCAUGGCUAUUCCACAUUUAGCCCAUUCAUCGUGUGGCAUUGAACGAUUAGAAGGGGCAGGUUUCGUUGACAAAAAUGGUACACCCUUGGCUGGUUGGUCUAAGAAUAUUGAUCUUUCUCCAUACAAUGGUCCAGAAGAAGAAGCAUGGGUGGGAAUUAGCAGGCAACAUGGCUCGCUGGAUGCAAAAGAUGCUGCUUAUACUGGUGAAAUGCUAAAGUCUGUGCAGAUGGUUACAGAUGUGAUGGAGGCUCUUGUUAAAAGGGUUAUAAUAGCAGAAUCUGAAACUGCAAUUGAGAAGGAUAAGGUAACUUCAGGCCAGGAAGAAAUUAAAAAGAAGUCAGUCCAAAUUGAGAACAUGUCUUUAAAGUUAGAGGAGAUGGAACACUUUGCUCUGGGUACAAACAGCAUACUGAAUGAAAUGCGGCAGCGGGUUGAGGAUUUGGUUGAAGAAACAUCUAGACAAAGGCAGCGAGCUGCAGAAAAUGAACAGGAGCUUUGUCGUGUUAAGCGGGACUUUGAGUCUCUGAAAUCAUAUGUUAGCAGUCUCAUCACUGUAAGAGAAACACUUCUUUCAUCGGAGAAGCAGUUUCAAACUAUUGAGAGGCUGUUUGAACGGCUAGUUGCAAAGACAACACAGUUAGAGGGUGAGAAGAUGCAGAAAGAGGUGGAAGUUCAGAAACUUAUGGAAGAGAACGUGAAGUUGAGUGCUCUUCUGGACAAGAAAGAAGCACAACUUUUGGCCAUGAAUGAACAGUGCAAGGUAAUGGCCUUGAGUGCUUCAAAUAUCUAACUUUGUAGGUUGUCCUUGUUCGUCUGCCCGUUGGCUUGCUUUGCGAGGUGGUUUGGUUCUCCCAUCAGGUGAUCAUGGGCAAGGACUCAUGGGAACGAAUGGCACUGGAUCAGAGCUGUCUGAGAGCCUCGCUGUCAACUUUGCAAAAAGCCUUGAAGUUAAUAUCCAGUGAUCUAGUUUUAUUUUAUUGGUGCCGUGCGCCAUUGUUGAACUGAAUCCAGAAAGUAAAUUUGGAUUGGAAAGCAAACUUGGUGUUGUGUUCAUCGAGUAGCCAAGAUUGGAAGUUAUGCUGUAAAUGUUGUGAUGGCACUUUGUACUUCAACCUUGAUCCCAGUUGUUUGUUUCACAGUUAUUGAUAUUCAAGAUCAAGCUGCCACCUCCAAAA